Piliocolobus tephrosceles (Ugandan red Colobus) is the source of this 4200-nucleotide messenger RNA. It is a transcript of the gene CHRD, whose product is annotated as chordin. NCBI's taxonomy places the organism in Eukaryota, Metazoa, Chordata, Mammalia, Primates, Cercopithecidae. The transcript has 24 exons. The record is from RefSeq and is a predicted model, not a curated record. Gene Ontology annotation, molecular function: BMP binding. Bases 1146 to 2903 code for a protein of 585 amino acids. Gene Ontology annotation, biological process: multicellular organism development; dorsal/ventral pattern formation; negative regulation of BMP signaling pathway.
GUUCGCGUCAUGCCGAGCCUCCCGGCCCCGCCGGCCCCGCUGCUGCUUCUCGGGCUGCUGCUGCUCGGCUCCCGGCCGGCCUGCGGCGCCGGCCCUGAGCCCCCCGCGCUGCCCAUCCGUUCCGAAAAGGAGCCGCUGCCCGUUCGGGGAGCGGCAGGCUGCUCCUUCGGCGGGAAGGUCUAUGCCUUGGAGGAGACGUGGCACCCGGACCUGGGGGAGCCCUUCGGGGUGAUGCGCUGCGUGCUGUGCGCCUGCGAGGCGACAGGGACCUUGAGGCCCAGAGAGACGAAGUAGCUUGUCUAGGGUCACGCAGAUUCCUCAGUGGGGUCGCCGUACCAGGGGCCCUGGCAGGGUCAGCUGCAAGAACAUCAAACCAGAGUGUCCAACCUUGGCCUGUGGGCAGCCGCGCCAGCUGCCGGGACACUGCUGCCAGACCUGCCCCCAGGAGCGUAGCAGUUCGGAGCGGCAGCCUAGCGGCCUGUCCUUCGAGUAUCCGCGGGACCCGGAGCAUCGCAGUUAUAGCGACCGCGGGGAGCCAGGCGCUGAGGAGCGGGCCCGUGGUGACGGCCACACGGACUUCGUGGCGCUGCUGACAGGGCCGAGGUCGCAGGCGGUGGCACGAGCCCGAGUCUCGCUGCUGCGCUCUAGCCUCCGCUUCUCCAUCUCCUACAGGCGGCUGGACCGCCCUACCAGGGUCCGCUUCUCAGACUCCAAUGGCAGUGUCCUGUUUGAACACCCUGCAGCCCCCACCCAAGAUGGCCUGGUCUGUGGGGUGUGGCGAGCAGUGCCUCGGUUGUCUCUGCGGCUCCUUAGGGCAGAACAGCUGCAUGUGGCACUUGUGACACUCACUCACCCUUCAGGGGAGGUCUGGGGGCCUCUCAUCCGGCACCGGGCCCUGGCUGCAGAGACUUUCAGUGCCAUCCUGACUCUAGAAGGCUCCCCAGAGCAGGGCAUAGGGGGCAUCACCCUGCUCACUCUCAGUGAUACAGAGGACUCCUUGCAUUUUUUGCUGCUCUUCCGAGGGCUGCUGGAACCCAGGAGUGGGGAUUCUACACCAGGGGCAACUACUGCGAGAACUUCAGGCCAAUGUCUCAGCACAGGAACCAGGCUUUGCUGAGGUGCUGCCCAACCUGACAGUCCAGGAGAUGGACUGGCUGGUGCUGGGGGAGCUGCAGAUGGCCCUGGAGAGGGCAGGCAGGCCAGGGCUGCGCAUCAGUGGACACAUUGCUGCCAGGAAGAGCUGUGACGUCCUGCAAAGUGUCCUUUGUGGGGCUGAUGUCCUGAUCCCAGUCCAGACGGGUGCUGCCGGCUCGGCCAGCCUCACGCUGCUAGGAAAUGGCUCCCUGAUCUAUCAGGUGCAAGUGGUAGGGACAAGCAGUGAGGUGGUGGCCAUGACACUGGAGACCAAGCCUCAGCGGAGGGAUCAGCGCACUGUCCUGUGCCACAUGGCUGGACUCCAGCCCGGAGGACACAUGGCCGUGGGUAUCUGCCUUGGGCUGGGUGCCCGAGGGGCUCAUAUGCUGCUGCAGAACGAGCUCUUCUUGAACGUGGGCACCAAGGACUUCCCAGAUGGAGAGCUUCGGGGGCACGUGGCUGCCUUGCCCUACAGUGGGCAUAGCGCCCGCCAUGACAGGCUGCCCGUGCCCCUAGCAGGAGCCCUGGUGCUACCCCCUGUGAAGAGCCAGGCAGCAGGGCAUGCUUGGCUCUCCCUGGAUACCCACUGUCACCUGCACUAUGAAGUGCUGCUGGCUGGGCUUGGUGGCUCAGAACAAGGCACUGUCACUGCCCACCUUCUUGGGCCUCCUGGAAUGCCAGGGCCUCGGCGGCUGCUGAAGGGAUUCUAUGGCCCAGAGGCCCAGGGCGUGGUGAAGGACCUGGAGCCGGAGCUGCUGCGGCACCUGGCAAAAGGCGUGGCCUCCCUGCUGAUCGCCACCAAGGGUAGCCCCAGAGGGGAGCUCCGAGGGCAGGUGCACAUUGCCAACCAAUGUGAGGUGGGCGGACUGCGCCUGGGGGCCGCCGGAGUCGAGGGGGUGCGGGAGCCAGGGGCUCCGGAUACAGCCGCUGCUGCGCCACCUGUGGUGCCUGGUCCACCGGCCCUAGCGCCUGCCAAACCUGUUGGUCCUGGGCGGCCCCGAGACCCCAACACAUGCUUCUUCGAGGGGCAGCAGCGCCCCCACGGGGCUCGCUGGGCACCUAACUACGACCCGCUCUGCUCACUCUGCACCUGCCAGAGACGAACGGUGAUCUGUGACCCGGUGGUGUGCCCACCACCCAGCUGCCCACACCCGGUGCAGGCUCCCGAUCAGUGCUGCCCUGUUUGCCCUGAGAAACAAGAUGUCAGAGACCUGCCAGGGCUGCCGAGGAGCCGGGACCCAGGAGAGGGCUGCUAUUUUGAUGGUGACCGGAGCUGGCGGGCAGCGGGUACGCGGUGGCACCCCGUUGUGCCCCCCUUUGGCUUAAUUAAGUGUGCUGUCUGCACCUGCAAGGGGGGCACUGGAGAGGUGCACUGUGAGAAGGUGCAGUGUCCCCGGCUGGCCUGUGCCCAGCCUGUCCGUGUCAACCCCACCGACUGCUGCAAACAGUGUCCAGUGGAGUCGGGGGUCCACCCCCAGUUGGGGGACCCCAUGCAGGCUGAUGGGCCCCGGGGCUGCCGUUUUGCUGGGCAGUGGUUCCCAGAGAGUCAGAGCUGGCACCCAUCAGUGCCCCCUUUUGGAGAGAUGAGCUGUAUCACCUGCAGGUGUGGGGCAGGGGUGCCUCACUGUGAGCGGGAUGACUGUUCACUGCCACUGUCCUGCAGCUCGGGGAAGGAGAGUCGAUGCUGUUCCCGCUGCACAGCCCGCCGGCGGCCAGCCCCAGAGACCAGGAUUGAUCCAGAGCUGGAGAAAGAAGCCGAAGGCUCUUAGAGAACAGCCAGAGGGCCACAUGACCAAGAGGAUGGGGCCUGAGCUGGGGAAGGGGUGGCAUCGAGGACCUUCUUGCAUUCUCCUGUGGGAAGCCCAGUGCCUUUGUUCCUCUGUCCUGCCUCUACUCCCACCCCCGCUACCUCUGGGAACCACAGCUCCACAAGGGGGAGAGGCAGCUGGGCCAGACCGAGGUCACAGCCACUCCAAAUCCUGCCCUGCCACCCUCGGCCUCUGUCCUGGAAGCCCCACCCCUUUCCUUCUGUAUAUAAUGUCACUAGCUUGUUGGGAUUUUUAAUUUAUCCUCACUCAGCACCAAGGGCCCCGACACUCCACUCCUGCUGCCCCUGAGCUGAGCAGAGUCAUUAUUGGAGAGUUUUGUAUUUAUUAAAACAUUUCUUUUUCAGUCUUUGGGCAUGAGGUUGGCUCUCUGCGGCCAGGAACCUGAGUGGGGCCUGGUGGAGAAGGGGCAGACAGUAGGAGGUGAGAGAGAGGAGCUCUGACCCUUGGGGAGCAGAAAGAGACCCGGAGAGGCAGAGGAUAGUGUGGCAGUUGGCUGACACACCUGGGUUCCACAGAUGCUCCUUGAGAUGGUCUAGAGACUCAAGAAUUUAGGGAAGUAGAAGCAGGAUUUGACUCAAGUUUACUUUCCCACAUCGCUGGCAUGUUUGCUAACUUCAUGUUUGAAGUUGCUCCAGAGAGAAUCAAAAGUGUUACCAGCCUCUUUCUCUCUCCCUCCUUCCCUCCCUCCCUCCCUCCCUCCCUCCUUCCCUCCUUCCCUCCUUCCCUCCUUCCCUCCUUCCUUCCUUCCUUCCUCCCUCCCUCCCUCCCUCCUUCCCUUCCCUUCCCUUCCCUCACACCAGUGGGGUCUUGCUAUGUUGCCCAGGAUGAUCUUGAACUCCUAGCCUCAAGUGAUCCUCCUGUCUUGGUCUCCCAAAGUGUUGGGAUUACAGGCAUGGGUCACCACACCCAGCCCAGCCUCUACCUUCUUUGUCUAAAGUGAGGCAAACACUUUCCUGUUUUUUUCCUGGAAACUUGUGUUCUGGACCAGUUCUGGGGCAAACGGGGGUCAGAGUGGAUUGGAAUCAGCUCUGGUCCAGCUUUUGGUUGCGCUUACGUUGAGACCAAAGUAUGUGGAGAAUAAGACAAGACCCUCCUGCCCUGUUACCCUCUUCUCUCUCCCCUCCCUCAUUCCCCCAGGCAUUCUGACAAGCUCUAGGAAAUGAGGGUAUCAGAACAGAAAUCUAACAAUUGUAUGUAGCUGCAGAUCCAUCUUUCAUAUAAACAAUGUGGAGUCAAA